Messenger RNA from Exophiala spinifera, 3621 nucleotides. RefSeq lists its product as uncharacterized. Gene Ontology annotation, molecular function: ATP binding; protein binding; double-stranded DNA binding. NCBI's taxonomy places the organism in Eukaryota, Fungi, Ascomycota, Eurotiomycetes, Chaetothyriales, Herpotrichiellaceae. The transcript is spliced from 4 exons. Gene Ontology annotation, biological process: mitotic sister chromatid cohesion. The coding region runs from base 1 to 3621 and encodes 1206 amino acids. The record is from RefSeq and is a predicted model, not a curated record. Gene Ontology annotation, cellular component: chromosome.
AUGCAUAUCAAACAGAUAACGAUCCAGGGCUUCAAAAGCUACAAGAACCAAACCGUCGUCAACCCAUUCUCUCCCAAGCUCAAUGUUAUCGUUGGUCGCAAUGGAUCUGGCAAGAGUAAUUUCUUCGCUGCGAUCCGCUUCGUCCUCAGCGAUGCGUACUCACAGAUGGGUCGCGAAGAGAGACAAGCCCUCAUUCAUGAGGGCACUGGAUCAGCAGUCAUGUCUGCCUAUGUAGAAAUCGUGUUCGACAACUCCGACGGUCGAUUCCCUACUGGAAAUGAUGAACUGAUCCUUCGUCGUACGAUCGGUUUGAAAAAGGACGAAUACUCCCUGGAUCGCAAAAACGCGACCAAGCAAGAUGUCAUGCAACUUCUUGAAAACGCCGGCUUCUCACGGGCGAACCCCUACUACAUCGUUCCACAGGGCCGGAUCACACGUUUGACGAACAUGAAGGACUCUGAGCGUCUCGACGUUUUGAAGAGCGUCGCAGGCACACAACAGUUUGUCGCAAAAAAAGAGGAGUCGCAAAAGAUCAUGAGUGAGACUAACAACAAGCUCGUGGCAAUUGAUCAGACGUUUGACCAAAUAAACGAACGCCUCGCUGAAUUAGAAGAAGAGCAAGCUGAGUUGAGAGAUUUUCAAGAGCAAGACCGCGAAAAGCGUGCGCUAGAAUAUACACUGUUCACUCGAGAGCAAGACGAAAUCAACAAAGCACUAGCCGAGUUGGAGGAUAGAAGAGCUGGGGGAAUAGACGAUGCCGAUGAGAAUCGUGAACGCUAUGCUGAAGGUGAAGAUGAGUUGGCCAGAAUCACGCAACAAAUCCAGAACCUCAACCAGCAAAUCCACGCCGCUCGACUCGAAAAACGACAGUAUGACGAGGAGAAGCGCGAGAAGGCAAAGGCACGAGCGCAGGUUGAACUCGAAGAGAGAAAUCUCACCCACGGCCAGGCCGCAGCUCACCGCGCGAAACAAGCUCAUGACAAGGAGCUACAGCAAGUCCAGGCACAAAUACAACAAGUGGAGAAAGAACUGAACACCAUCAUCCCUCAGUUCGAAGCAGAAAUGGCGAAAGAACAGUCAGUGAAGAGUCGCCUCGAUGAAGCCACUGCGACGCAAGAGCACCUAUACGCCAAGCAAGGCAGAAAUGCUCGUUUCAAGACAAAGAAAGCUCGAGACGAUUGGCUCCAGGCACAGAUUAGUGAAGCUUUCGAAGCAUUAUCGCGCUUCAAAGCCACAAGAAUGCAGACCCUAGAAGGCAUAGAAGAAGACAAGAAAGCGAUCGCUAGCCUUGAAAAGGAAAUUGAAAGUCUACAGCAGCAAGUUGGUGGCCAAGACGACUCCCUCGACCAAGAAAUCCAGCGCGCCCAGCAGCGGAGAGAAAAUCUCAUGGAUGAACGAAAGCUUCUCUGGCGGCGGGAGGCACAGCUGGACUCCGAAUAUGGUGCAGCACAAGACGAGUUGAGGAAAGCCGAGCGGAAUCUGUCACAUAUGAUGGACGGGAACACCAGCCGCGGAUUAGAAGCUGUACGCCGAAUCAAACAACAGCACAACCUGGAAGGAUGUUAUGGUCCUCUUGCAGAGCUGAUCGACGUGGCACAACAUCAUACCGCUGUGGAGGUGACGGCCGGCAAUUCUCUUUUUCAUUAUGUUGUGGACAACGACGAUACGGCAACCAAGGUCAUGGAAAUUCUCAACCGCGAGCGAGCUGGCCGUAUCACCUUUAUGCCUCUCAACCGAUUGAAGCCUAAGACUGCGAAUUUUCCAAAUGCGCCGGACGCGAGGCCUCUCAUGUCUCUUCUCCAAUAUGAUAAAAAGUAUGAGAAAGCAGUGCAGCAAGUUUUUGGCAAAGCGAUCAUUGCGCAGAACCUAAGCAUCGCUGCUCAGUACGCCAGGACCCAUGGGCUUACUGCGGUGACACCCGAAGGUGAUAGAUCUGAUAAGAAGGGUGCAUUGACCGGUGGUUACCACGAUGUACGCACCUCUCGAUUGAAGGCAACGAAGGCGGUGAUGGCUGCUCGGGAAAAGUUCGAAGCUGUCAAGGCCGAAAGUGCUGAGAAUAAGAAAAAGAUCGAAAGGAUGGAUCAGACGGUCACAAAGGCCAUGAGUGAGGUCCAGAAGCUUGAGCAGCGAAAGAAUCAAUCGCAAGGCAACCAGCGAUUGUUGAAACAGGAGAUCAGAAAUAAGAUGGACAUGCUCCAGAGAAAGAAGGAUGAUCUCGAAGCCAAGCAAAAGCAAGAAAUUGCCAUCAGCGCCAACGUCAAGCGCUUGAGUGAUUCUCAAAAUGCAUACCAAGCUGAGCUGAAUUCUGACUUUAAGAAAGCAUUGACACAGGCCGAGGAGGCGCAGCUUGAGAACCUCACAGCAACCAUACAGAACCUCCGACGCGAAUACAACAAGCUCUCGGCAUCGAGAGCUGAAACCGAAGCCCGAAAGGCAAAUUUGGAGGCACAGUUGAACUCGAGUCUGAGACCACAGCUGGUUGCUCUGGAAACUGAUGAGUUUGAGACCGAGGGCGACGUAUCGGCUCAUCUGCGAGCUAAGAGGGCAGAAUUAGCGCGCUUAAGCAAGGAACUUGAAUCCGUUCAGGAGAGUUUAGAUGAACUGGAAGACCAAAUCGAGACUGCCUCUACUCAGGUUGCCCAGCUUGAAGCACAGGCUGCAGAGACCCGUCGGCAGCAGGAAGAACUCGCCAAGGCCAUCGAGCGGCAUCAGCGCCGGCUUGAGAAGUCUGUACAGAAGAAGGCCGCCCUUCAGGCUUCUAAACAGGAGACGAUCGACAACAUCCGCGAACUGGGAGCGAUACCAGAAGAUUUGCGAAAGAAGUAUCGAAACACUGAUUCCAACACCAUCGUCAAGAGACUCCAAAAGGCCAAGGAGGCGCUCAAAAAGUACAGCUCUGUCAAUAAGCAUGCUUUCGAGCACUACAGGAAAUCGGCCAAGCAACGCGAAGAGUUGGAGGGGAGAAGGAAAGAUCUCGAAGCCGCUAAAGCAUCUAUCCAGAACCUCAUCGAGAUUCUUGAUCAGAGAAAGGAUGAAGCGAUCGAGCGGACUUUCAAACAAGUUAGUAAGGCAUUUGCCGAGGUCUUCCAAAAGCUCGUCCCAGCUGGUCGUGGACGAUUGAUCAUCCAGCGCAAGACCGAUAAGCGACAGGCAGAAGAUGAAGAGUCAGAAGACGAACAGCCAGUCAACAAGCGUGGCGUUGAGAACUACACUGGUGUGGGGAUCAGUGUCAGCUUCAACAGCAAACAUGACGAUCAGCAGCGUAUUCAGCAACUCAGCGGUGGGCAAAAGAGUCUUUGCAGUUUGGCCCUCAUCUUCGCGAUCCAAGCUACCGAUCCCGCACCCUUCUACAUUUUUGAUGAGAUCGACGCCAACCUUGAUGCUCAGUAUCGUACAGCUGUCGCAGACCAUCUCCUCUAUCUCGCGAAUAGAGCGGACGAGGAGCCUACCAAUGGAGACGAGAGGCCUACCGGCGGCCAGUUCAUUUGCACUACUUUCCGACCCGAGAUGUUGCGAGUGGCUGACAAGUGCUUUGGUGUACGAUUUGGAAACAACGUCAGUAGUAUUCGCGAGGAGAGCAUGGAGGACGCCUUGGAUUUCGUGGAGAGUCAGACUCAGUGA